Leptopilina boulardi is the source of this 2735-nucleotide messenger RNA. It is a transcript of the gene Ak3, whose product is annotated as GTP:AMP phosphotransferase AK3, mitochondrial. The transcript is spliced from 4 exons. Gene Ontology annotation, molecular function: AMP kinase activity; ATP binding. Gene Ontology annotation, cellular component: cytoplasm; mitochondrion. The record is from RefSeq and is a predicted model, not a curated record. Gene Ontology annotation, biological process: nucleobase-containing compound metabolic process. Bases 220 to 894 code for a protein of 224 amino acids. NCBI's taxonomy places the organism in Eukaryota, Metazoa, Arthropoda, Insecta, Hymenoptera, Figitidae.
AAUGUGAUAUCUACUACUCGUGCGCUCUCGGUUCCAAGCUUUAUUAUCAUCGGUCGAAGUUCAGUUGCCGCUCAUUAAAAAACGAUACUAAAGAACAAAAAAAAAAAGUUCUGCUGAAUUAAAACAAACGACUCGCGUCAAGGGGAGGACAAUUUUCUCGCAAAAGAAAUUAUAUAUUUAAUUUAUAUUUGAGAAAUUAAAUUUUUUUUUGUAAUUUCAAUGGUAGUUUUAUCCACGUGUUGUGCUAAGGCAGCAGCCUUCAGGGCUGUCAUUCUUGGUGCCCCAGCUUCCGGAAAAGGAACUGUUUCCUCCAGGAUAAUCAAGGACUUUAAGGUCGCUCACAUCUCCAGUGGAGAUAAACUUCGAUUAAAUAUUGCCCAAGAAACUGAACUAGGAAAAAAUGUUAAAAAAUAUUUAGACUCCGGAAGCCUUGUACCCGAUAAUGUAAUGAUUUCCCUAAUCAGUAAAGAAAUUGAAAAAGUAGGAAAUCAAAAUUGGCUUCUCGAUGGAUUUCCUAGAACUGUUGAACAAGCUGAAAAAUUACAGAAAAUUCAUGCGGUAAAUCUUGUUUUAAAUUUGAAAGUUCCAUUCUCAAUAAUUUUGGAAAGAGUAAAAAGCCGAUGGGUUCAUUUACCAAGUGGUCGAGUCUACAAUAUUGGAUUUAAUGAUCCAAAAAUUCAAGGAAAAGAUGAUGUGACAGGAGAGCCUCUCAGUCAACGUUUAGACGAUAGGGCAGAUGUUGUAGAAAAAAGAUUGGAACACUAUAAACAAUUAACAGAACCAGUAAUAGAAUAUUAUAAAAAAAUUGGCCUUCUCCACGAUUUUAGUGGUAAUACAACAGAUUCGAUGUGGCCAGAUAUUAAAGAAUGUAUUAGUCAAUUCAUAAAAACUUGACCUUUGCUCAUUCCAAUAAUCGAUACAAAAAUUCCAUUAUACACGACUUAAAAAUUUUUUUUUAAUAAAAAUUAGAAAUUUAUCUAAUUUUUGUUUCAACGAGUAUCGACAAAAAAAGGAAAUAAGAAACAAAAUUUCUAGUUUAAUUAUAGUAAUAGAACUAAAAUUAGAUGAAAAUAAUUAAUUCUAAACUAGUUGAAUUAUACGCUUCACGCACAAGUAGAUAUAGUUAAUUGUGUACUUUUAUAAAGAUUUUUUUACAUAGAUAAUAGAUUUUGAUCUUGGCACAAUAAAAUUUUAUGCCAUUUAAAUCAAAUUAAUUGUGAUCUACUCUUUCGAGAGUAAAACAAAAAGACAUAAUAUUUGACGAUUAUUUACAAUAAAAAGCUUUACAAAUAAUACAAUGUUAAAUUAUUUACAUUGGUUUUAAAAAAUUAAAUUUUUUUUAAAUUUAAUAAAAUAACAUUAAAUUUAUAAGCAGAAAUAUCUUUGAUAAAAGAAAUUUUAUUGUGAUAUAUUCAGAAACUGUGGUUCCAAUAAAAUAUUUGUUCUAACAUUACGCGCAACAUUGUCUUUUUACAAAGAUUUUUUUUUUUUUGGAUUACAAGAAUUUUCAGAAAAAAUACAAUAUUAUUUAAUUAAAAGCUCGUAACUGUCUUUUCCUGAUUUCUAUAGGACGAAAUUUUCAUUUUAUUGAAAUUUACAACAAACUAUCAAGUAAAAUCUGUUGUUGUUUUAUUAUCUAUCCUUUAACUUCUCACGAUACGUGGCAAGUUAAAUAAAUGGAAAAUAAUAGUAAUCAUUAAUAAAUAAAUAACUUAAAAUAUAGAAAUAAAGUUUUUCUAAGUACUUAAAUCAGAUUAAUUAAAAUUUGUAAUCAUAGCCACAUUUGCACGCAUACUUAUAUCCUGAUAAUAUAUUCUGCAGUGCGAAAGAGUUUGUUUAAAGAACUCGAGAAUUCAAAAAAUUCGAGUUUUCUUAAAAGCGCUCGCGAAAAAAGUACAAUACAAUAAGAAAAUUCUCUUUUCUCUGUAAAGAGCAUGUUUAAAAAAAAAUUAAAUACUCCUCAAUUAAAUCAGUUUAAAUUACAUUAUUCGAAAGUACUUUUUCAAAAUAUUGAAAAAAUAUUUUGACAGUUAAACUUAUAUUUGCUUCAAAAACAUUUUUUUUUUCAUAAAAAAAAACAAAAUCACAAUUAGUUUCUGAUAAUACAAAUAAAUUCUUGAUCCAAAUCAUUUAUUUUCUCUAUGAAAUAACUAAUAUAAAAAAAUGUAUACUUCAAAAAAAGUCUAAUAAAAAAAAAAUACAUAAUUUUCUUUAACUAAUAAAUUUUUUCAAAAUAAACAAAUUUGUUAAACAAAAUUAUCAAAGUAUAGUAAAAAAAAAAAUAUAUUUUUUUUUAACAGGUAAGAAAAUUUUAUCCUGUGUCAUUGCGCGGUAAAAAUAGAUUUUGAGAUCAUGAAUGAACGAAAAGAGAAAGAAAAUAUUGUCCAGCAAAUUUAAAAUUAAUCUAAUUUAGAUAAAAUAAUGUGGACAUACUUCCUCUUUGUUUCUUUUUUUUUCAAUAAUCUUAAAGAUAUUUUCAAAUAAUUUACAAAUUUUCUCAUUAAAUGAGUAAAGGAUAAAAUCUUCUGAUUUGAAGCAAGGGAAUUAUAUAAUUGUUGUUAACGUACUAACCAUUUUUUUUUUUUUUUAAGUGAAGAUUAUCCGAAAUUUUUUUUCGUGAAAGUUUUAAAGCUACUACUAUUUUCUUUUUUUUAUCGGGCAUUCUUCAUACUGUAAGUAACGAUUGAGCAACCUUUCCGAUUAUUUAAUAAUAAAAAAAAAAAAAAAAAAAAAAA